AUGGACUCGACAUACCAGUUCUGUGUGAAACAUGGCACGGGAUCAAAGGUAAUAUUUCCGUUAGAUAUUAGCUAUGCCACCUGGUUUUUCAUUGUAGAUUUUGUCAGACCACAUGACCCUGGUCACGGGGGUUUGUUUGAAGCGCUGGCCAUCAGAUUGAAGAUUGGAAUUGAUAAGUUCUGUUUAAUUGCUCUCUACAGACCUGGCUCGGAACAGACGACUUCAUUAUUCUUUGAAGAGAUGAUUUUUAUGUUAGAGUUUAUUACAAUGUCGGAGGCACAUGUCGUACUUAUGGGUGGUUUUAACAUUCACGCUGAAAAGAGGGAUAGUCCUUUCACUCUACGACUACAUGAGUUGGUCCAGUUGAUUGACCCAUGUUCGGUAUACUUAGAUGACAGUUACGUAGGUGUGAGAGUGGCGUUGAAUCAAGUUCGACCAAAAUUGGUGAAAGCAUGUAUCAGACCAUGGAAAGAUCUGAACGAAAAAUGUUUUGUUGAAGCACUAGCAAACUUUCCUGUGGCAAACAAUAGUCAAUCUGAUGAUGUGGAUUAUGAAUUUGCUGUGUUUAGUGGUGAAAUUGAACAAAUUUCUGACAAAGUGCCUAUGCGGAUAUUACAAUUUUUUGAAAAUAAAAUUGCUAGGAAACAACAAAUGCACAUUCUGAAUUUCCGCUUCAAGUAG
Messenger RNA from Helobdella robusta, 681 nucleotides. RefSeq lists its product as hypothetical. The transcript has 4 exons. NCBI's taxonomy places the organism in Eukaryota, Metazoa, Annelida, Clitellata, Rhynchobdellida, Glossiphoniidae. The record is from RefSeq and is a predicted model, not a curated record. The coding region runs from base 1 to 681 and encodes 226 amino acids.